This is a messenger RNA of Exophiala dermatitidis NIH/UT8656, 4223 nucleotides long. RefSeq lists its product as uncharacterized. The record is from RefSeq and is a predicted model, not a curated record. Gene Ontology annotation, cellular component: cytoplasm. NCBI's taxonomy places the organism in Eukaryota, Fungi, Ascomycota, Eurotiomycetes, Chaetothyriales, Herpotrichiellaceae. The transcript has 3 exons. The coding region runs from base 345 to 3950 and encodes 1201 amino acids.
UUGGUAUUCGGCCGAUAAGAAGAAUAGUCCUAAUUCGAUAAGUCAGCAGCAUCGACAGUGGCAGAAUCCCAGCUGCCGGCCCAGCCAGACUCUCUACCAGCGACCCUCAAGCAACCCUAGAGAAGCCGAUCGACGCCUUUCAGCCAACAACAGUUCACCACGCUGUGGGACACGCUGUGGGAGCUCCCGCCGAGGGCAAUCCAGAGUUCCAUCACGGCAUUACCUUCAAAAUCGCAUCUCGCCCAGACCAUUUCAUCCCGUACUGGUAUCCGACAGAUGAAGUCACGGUAGAACAGCUCUGUCCCUCUGGUUCCUUUUGCGUGGCAGGACCUGGCAUAGGAAUCAUGGCGAGUGAUGGUGCUGGCAUCCUCGAUGUGGACUGGCUGCUCCAUUCGAAGAAAGACCAUGCACAUCAUCCCGCAGACAAGAACACACAGAAACAAGAUACGCAAACGUCUGCACCUCCACCAAAUCCCAGCGAACCUACAUCCACUCCCCGUCAGACAACGACAACGACACAGACCCCAGUUGUCAAUGGAAAGAGUGAAAAUACGCCACAGAACGGGACAAACUCACAGUCGCGCAGCCAGCGACCGUCUUUAGUCAGAGGCCAUAGCACCGAAGACAAGAGGAAUCAGAAGAACAAUGUCCCGGCUGGGAAAAAGGAUGGAAGGCGAAGCUCAUGGAUCGCCAGCUUCAGCUCAAAGUUUUCAUCGCCUACACCUUCGCGCACCUCCAAUGUCGAGGCUCAUGCACAAUUAAACCACGCUGCGCCCGCUCCGCAAGCCAGUCCGAGAAUCGAGAUAUCCAAUCCUUUCAACAAGAAAGAGGCGACGGCUAACAAUCAACACGACGUCAAAAAGGACGACACCAAGCCAACGCCUCCUGCUACCCCUACACCACCACGGCGCCCUUCAGUAUUGGUUGCGGCUGGUAAAGAAACCAAGUUGGACCAUCCAGGAUUCUUGUCGAGCGCCUUGCGCAGACUUUCUUCCUCCUCAAACACCACUCUAGGCAAAGGUGCCGCCGCUACAGGUGCAAUCUGUCCGCGGAGGAUCAUGAACAUCGACCCCAACAGGGAGCGUAUCAAGAUUACCGAAUUUGACCAGAACAAACUCAAAAGGGUGGCGUUUUGUGUCGAUGUUGAAAUCGCUGGGUUCGCCUCGCAGGCAGAUGAAGAACCCGACCGAUAUACACGCCCUGCCGGUACCAGUGGGCAAAAGCAGAAGCCUGCAACGACCGAGAAGCAGGCAAAACAAAAGGACAAGGAUGAGGGCGCCGCUUUGAAAGGCAUCGAACCUCCUACUGACGGAGAGGCCGUGUCUGAGCAGCCGCCGCCUGCCGAAACCACGUCUGCGGACAAAGCGUCCUCUGAUGACCCAGGUCCGGUGGCUGACCCGGUGCCUGUCCCUACCACGCGGAAGAAGGAGAAGAAAAAGCGGUCGGAAGCGGAGCGGAAAGAGAGAAAAGAAAAGAAGAGGAGACAUGCGGAAGCGAAUGGUCUUAUACCUCUCGAACUCACUCGAGAAGAUGACGACUCCGACUCCAGUCCUAGCACCACUCCUCCUGGUUCGUCUACUCCGAGGAAGUCGGCCAAUGGGCCUACCACAGACCCGUUGCGCAUCUACAAGCGGUGUUGUCAAUUGCGGGAAACGUCGGUCCUGAACCGAAUGAAAGAACAGAUAACAAAACCCUCGGCGACCUUGUCAGAAGCGCCCGGAACCGUCGCAGUUAUGGAUCUGUCUGGAUUGCAGAUGCAACUACAAGAUAUUGUGACUCUCGGCGACUGGCUUGCCAUCGUCCCUGUGCGUAAACUGAUAUUGGACAACUGUGGUCUCACCGACGAGGGUGUCCGCGUGAUACUUUCUGGACUCGCGAGCUGCAAAUCCCCCGAUCAAGCCAGACAUAAUCGAAAGCUCCCGAAAAAGCUUUCUGGACAAAACAUCGAACGAAUGGGCGUCAUCGAGAAACUCUCACUGAAAGACAAUCCAGCAAUUACCAACGUGGGCUGGAGACAUAUCGGGCUUUUCCUGCACAUGUCGAGAUCUCUCAAAGCCAUCGACUUGUCAGGUAUCAAGUUUCCAGCCGCAGGCGACGCAACGCAUAAUCAAACUGAUCUGGCUUCCCUGCUUAUCCGUGCGCUGUCAGAGAGGUUGGGCGAUAGGCUAGAAGAAUUGGUUUUGAGCGGUUGUGGUCUUUCCACGGAUCAUGUUCGGGACCUUGUGGAUUGUGCAAUCAAGCGCAAGAUCCGACGCCUGGGCCUUGCCGAUAACAAUCUUGACCAAGCCGCCGUGACGCACGUGGUACAAUACAUCAGGUCUGGUGCUUGUGAGGGACUUGAUUUAGGUGGCAAUGACUUGCACGGCAUCAUGCAUAUCUUGGCGGAAGCAGCCGACGAACAAUGUCCGCUUCUUGCCAUCAGCCUCUCGGAUUGCAAUCUGACACCCGCUGACUUGAGUGCGGCUUUGCCCCCAUUCACCAAGCUUACCAAUCUCAAAUUCAUCGACCUCUCGCGGAAUCGAGCCCUUUUCAGCGAUGAUCCAAAUGCCGUUCCCAUAUUCCGACGACUGCUGCCAAAAAUGGUGCCACUACGACGGAUACAUCUGACAGACGUUGGGCUCACGCCAGACCACGUUAUAGCACUGGCCGAGAUACUACCAGACUGCCCAUCGCUGGCUCAUAUUAGUAUCCUGGACAAUGAACCUCUGAUCCAUGUGAUGAACUCCAAGGAAGAAGGAGCCCAAGAAGAAGCCUGCGCAUUCUUCGCUUCGUUGAUGACCGCCGUCAGGGUAUCUGGGACGAUCAUUGCGGUUGAAAUUGAAGUUCCCAGUGCCGAUAGCAGUGAGGUGGUCAAGGCGCUUGCGUCACAAGUGGUCGCUUACAGUCUUCGGAACAUGGAACGAACCACUCUCGACGAAGUAGGCGUCAAGCCAUCCGUCGCCGACAAGGAUGCACCAGAAGUCUUGUUGCAUAUCGUUGGCCACAUGGAAGGCUAUCAGGUCAACCAUGAUAAGGAUGACCCCGCUCCAGAUGAAGACUAUGUGAUUGCAUCUACCGGUAUUGUCAAGUGCCUGGAUGUGAUUCUAGGGAGCAAAGACGGCAACAGCCAGGUACAGUCGAGGAAUAUCAGUCCUGCCCGGAGUGGCACAGUGACUCCCAGACCGGAUAUGCGGCAGAGAAGUGUAUCCAAGCCACGGGAUGUCAGUCUAGAACUUUGCGAAAGUGCCAGGAAGAUACGAGCGAGGCUGAGGCCUGCUUUGAUCAAAGAGGAUCGGGCUGGGAAUGAUGCCAACUAUAGACGUCUUUUCUUUCUUGAUCAAACCUUGCAACGUAUGAUUCAGCGGUUUGAGGAUGAAUACCCCGAAGCCAAGCAUCUUGCCUCAUCACCGCCAGGGCCCAAUGGGCUACCUUCUCCUGAUCCGUCCAUCGAUGUGUCACUUCUCUCGGCUUCGGUCGAUUCCAACGGUUUGAUGAGGAUGGCAUCUGGGGAAGAGGAGUAUUUCCCGAACGAUGCUGACGGCCCGAAGGAUGAGUUGGAAGUUAACCUGCCACGAAGACCGUCGACCACAUCUCUUGUUUCCAAAGCUUUUACAGAGGAGGAAGGCCGCAUGCAUCGGUUUGGUCAAUCCGUGCGACGAGAAUUGCUCAAGCCGACUGGAACGGAUGAUGUUCUGCACGGCACAACGGUGGAUGAUCCGGCAGAGUCGGCUCACCUGGCCGCCCUCCGCCUGAAACUGGAAGAACUCAAAGGCGAGGAUAUCCGUCGCAAAGUCGAGAGGGAUGGGCCGGACAAUGUCAUUCGGCAGCUUGGUGUGAGCGCUCAAGAAUUGCUCAUGUUACGAGCAAAUGAUCCAGAAGGAUUUGAGACUUUUAAAGAGUCCCAACUGGCUGCACAGAUCAAUGCCGGACUGAUUGAUGUCGAAGGGCAUGAUGAACAUGCAAUUCAGUAGUACUGGAGGAGUUGUAUAUCUGGUUGGUCACAGUGACAUAUAGUGUUGUCGAUCUGCGUUCUGAGCGUUGUGAUGAUGAUACCUGGGUGGGCCGUACGUACGUGCAUACGAUGUUGGUGGUUCCAGCGGGAUUUGAAUAUACAAUGUCACCUUUCAACAAUAUCGAGUUUCAGGAUUGCUUCAAGGACAACCAUGUGCUUCACGAAGAUAACUUGUCGUACACCGUAACAGGCGUCAGCAGCGACUUCUUGCACAGAAGUACCAUAGUGAGGC